UUGGAGCUUAUUACAAUGGGUAGAGCACCAUGUUGUGAGAAAAAUGGGCUGAGGAGGGGCCCAUGGACUCAAGAGGAAGAUCAGAAGCUCAUUGAUUACAUCCAAAAACAUGGUUAUGGCAAUUGGAGGACACUCCCCAAGAAUGCUGGGCUGCAAAGGUGUGGAAAGAGCUGCCGACUUCGCUGGACAAACUAUCUACGACCCGAUAUCAAGAGAGGCAGGUUUUCAUUUGAAGAAGAGGAGACAAUAAUUCAGCUUCACAGUAUAUUAGGAAAUAAGUGGUCUGCUAUUGCGGCACGUUUGCCAGGAAGAACAGACAAUGAAAUCAAGAACUACUGGAACACACACAUUAGAAAGAGACUUCUCAGAAUGGGAAUCGAUCCGGUGACUCACAGUCCGAGGCUUGAUCUCCUAGACCUCUCAUCAAUUCUAAGUUCAUCUCUCUACAAUUCAUCUCAAAUUGACAUUUCCAGGAUGCUUGGCGUCCAGCCUUUAGUGAAUCCAGAGCUUCUAAAGCUAGCAAGUUCUCUAAUGCAAUCACAACAAGAAAACCCAAAACUUGGUUUUCCUCAAACUGGUCAAGAAAAUCAUCUUGUCCCAAACCACUACCAAUAUAACCAAAUUGUUCCAGAUAUUAAUCCACCUUGCACCAUACCUAACUUUUCUGACGAGGCACAACUACUUUUGGACCCCAAUGUGGAGCAAUUCUCGUCAAGCUUCAACAACUUUAGCUCCCAAAUUCCUCCAUUGAAUGAUUGGCAAACCAAUGGGGACUAUGUGCCGGCAACUCUACCAAGUUACAACUACAAUUGUAGUUUUCCUGAUCAAGCAGCAGCAAUCAUGGACCCUUCGUCGGAGACUUCAUCGACUUUUAUGUCCAACGGCAGUGACCAUAAUUUCAGCUUUGCGUCGGCUUUAUCGACGCCUUCAUCGAGUCCAAGUCCUUUGAAUUCCAACUCAACUACGACGUACGUCAACAGCAUUGAAGAUGAGAGGGAAAGCUAUUGCAGUAACAAUAUGUUGAAGUUUGGAAUCCAAGAUACUUUGGAUAUUAAUGACUACAUGUUUUAAUAUUUUAUCAAAAUCAAUACAACACUGAUUGAAGAGUUUGUUUAUUGAUAGUUGCAAAAUCUCAUGUACUAAUUAAUAAUUGAUUUCUUGCAAUAUUGUUGCUGACUUCAUAAAGGUUACUACUUCAAGAAGCAGGCUCAUGUCGUUUGCUCUUUUUUUAAUCGUUACUGGAUGGAAAGU
Messenger RNA from Tripterygium wilfordii, 1251 nucleotides. Its product is annotated as transcription factor MYB74. The record is from RefSeq and is a predicted model, not a curated record. The transcript is spliced from 3 exons. NCBI's taxonomy places the organism in Eukaryota, Viridiplantae, Streptophyta, Magnoliopsida, Celastrales, Celastraceae. Bases 16 to 1071 code for a protein of 351 amino acids.